This is a messenger RNA of Sorex fumeus (smoky shrew), 2764 nucleotides long. It is a transcript of the gene MDFIC, whose product is annotated as MyoD family inhibitor domain containing. The record is from RefSeq and is a predicted model, not a curated record. The transcript is spliced from 4 exons. Lineage: Eukaryota; Metazoa; Chordata; Mammalia; Eulipotyphla; Soricidae. Bases 106 to 849 code for a protein of 247 amino acids.
AAACCGUCGGUUCCCCGCAGCCCGCGCUUAGCAGCUCCGUCGCACGUCCGCCCGCGGGGCAGUGAGCGUGGCCGGCGGCUGGGCGCGCGGGCACCCGAGCGGCCCAUGUCCAGCGCGGGCGAAGCGGCCGCUCCCGGGCCAGCGGCGGGGCAGCACUGCGCGGCCCAGGCGGGAGGCGGCCGGCUGGGGGCCCCGGCCCAGGAAAAAUGUGAUAAAGAAGUUUCUGAGAGAGAUGGAACUCAGGCUCCCAGUAACUGCUUCGCACGUGGAGAGAUACAAGAUCAGUGUAUCUGGGGUAAUUGUUCAGAUGAUGAACUCAUCCAAACCCAACCUCAGCGCUUGCCUCAGCUUCAGACUUCAGCACUGGAACCGAAUGAGGAGGAAACAAGCAAGAUAAAGAAUGGCCACACAAGCCUGAGCAAUGGAAAUGGAAUUCACCAUGGGGCCAAGUCUGUAUCGGCAGAUAACCGAAGACUUUCAGCACCUGUUUCUCAAAAAAUGCAUAGAAAAAUUCAGUCCAGCUUGUCUGUAAACAGCAAUAUCAGUAAGAAGAGUAAAGUAAAUGCUGUCUUUUCCCAGAAGACAGGCUCUUCACCUGAAGACUGUUGUGUCCACUGCAUCCUGGCCUGCUUGUUCUGUGAAUUUCUGACCCUCUGCAAUAUUGUUCUGGGACAAGCUUCAUGUGGCAUCUGCACCUCCGAAGCCUGCUGCUGUUGCUGUGGAGAUGAGAUGGGGGAAGACUGUAACUGCCCUUGUGACAUGGACUGUGGCAUCAUGGAUGCCUGUUGUGAAUCAUCAGACUGCUUGGAAAUCUGUAUGGAAUGCUGCGGGAUUUGUUUUCCUUCAUAAAUAUUUAUCUUUAGUUUGUGUUAAAACUGGAGAGUGUUUUCCUUUUUUUUUUUUUCUUCUACAGGCUUGGAAAAAUACAUGAUAAGAUUCUCAUGAAGCAACCCAGUCUUUGCACUGUUUAACUCAGUCUUUUGAUUUCUGGAGGUCUUUUUCCUAUAACUAAACCUUCAUGGUUUAAUAUGUGAAAUGUUAACUACUUCUAACUUUUAAACUUCAUCCUAGGUUACAGUGACUGAGGGACAUUUUGACACACACACACACACACACACACACACACACACACACGUAACACACAAAAUUAAAUGUCUCUUUUUUAGUACAUAUUUCUAUUUCUUUGGAUAUGCCUCUUGCUCCAAAAUAUGUUGUUUUUCAAUGGCUAUUUAAACCAGCUUCUUGUUGGUGUUUAUCUGUUAAUAGGUUAGAGUAAGUGUCUUUAAUAGAGACCUGAGGGAAUAAACCCACACAGUAGUUAGACACCUUCUGUCUAUGUUCCUAUAUUCCUGCACUAUUUUCACUUUCUCUGCUUAUUCCACAGACAUUCAGUAGGGAGGGUCCUAUAAUCUUUUCCUGAGACACAGAUGAUGGCAGUCAGCGCUUAUCCGGACAGGAGUAGACACUUUAAUAGAGGGAAAAAGACCAGUGAGGAAUGAACCUGUUUAGAAGGCAUAGUCAAAGAGAGGAUUAGGACAGAGAGAAACUCAAAAGGCUACUGGUAGGGUUAUACUCAAAGAACAGUUACUGUUUUGACAAGUGUUCCAGAAGUUUCAAGAAUGGGGCAUUUGAAGAGGCUUUUAGGUUGAGUGAUUCAUCUGCUGCUUGAAUGAAUUAUUUAGAUUUAGGACAAAGCUUUGGGUGAACAACCUAAACUGGGGUGCCCUUAAGCAGAUUAAAAGAAAAAUGCUUUAAAUAUGUAUUUUCUUUAGCUGCAGAAUACAUUCAUUUUAGCUGCAAACUUUAAAUUAACUAAGAAUAUGCAUUUUUACUCUAAUUAAAAUGUUAUGAUAGUUUUUGAUUAAAAUGCCUUGUUAAUUGGUUAAUUUUACAGAGAAUGUGGAAUAAUAUUGACAAAUUACAUUCAAAUUAUGCAUUUAAAUUGCAUUAAAUUUUUAAUACUAAAAUUUCCAUAUUCAGAAUUUGACUCCCCCCUCUCCCUCCCCCUAGAACUUUAUCCUUUUUUUGGAGAGUGGGGAGAUUGUUAAGACUUUUUUUUUUUUUACAAAAAAUUUGUAUUUUGUAAGUGUUAAUUUAUUUUUGUUGUGCUCGGGAUUGAAUCUGGGCUUCACAUAUGCAAGGCAUUUGCUCUACUGCUGAGCCAUCCCUGGCCCUUAAUGCCUGAAUCUUAAAUGCAAAUCCGUCCCUGCUACUACUACUGUGGGAUUCUUGAGAAACACUAUUUAAACACAUUCCAGUGUUGCAUUUUUAUGUUAAAUUAAACCAAAUUAAAAUAAGAUCAAAGCCUGGCAAGCUCCCCAUGACAUUCGAUAUGCCAAACACAGUAACAGCAAGUCUCACAAUGGAGAAGUUACUGGGCCCGCUUGAGCAAAUCGAUGAACAAUGAGAGAACAGUGACAGUGACAGUGAUAUAUAGUUAUUAAAACAUGGAGAUUGUGUUGCAGAUGAAUCGAUAGUAAAUUCUCUUGUUAUGUGUUCUCAUUGAUAAUUUUGAUCUCCCCCAAAUUAAUUUGGUUUGAUUUGAUGAUUUAUAUGCUUUUGGGGUAAUAGUUAUUAUUACAUGUGUUUGUGGUAUCAGAGGUUGAAACCAGGACCUCAUAAGUUUAAAGCAUGUGCUUUACUAUGAAAUCACAUACUUGGCCCCAAUAGUUAUUUUUAGUGCUUUAUUAAAUUGAUAGUUAAAACAAAUGUUCUUUUGAGUUGAAACAUAGGUUUUACUCCUAUCAAUUACUUAAAAGGCUUU